UCGAAGGGACAAUUCAAUAUCCACACUCCUGAAGAGCUACAAUGGCUUCCGCAUCCCAGUCUUCCAGGAUAUUUCGCCUCGAUCGAUGCAUCUCUUCUCGAUGCAAAUGUCGCUCAUGAAUUUCUGACAAACUCGUACUGGGCAGCUGGGAUCUCGUUGGAUAAAGUACAACUAGCAAUGUCAAACUCGGACUGCAUCGGGAUAUAUCACCUGCAUGAUGAGCAAAAUGGCAAGCCAAAGCAGAUUGGAUACGCCAGAUGGAUAACGGACAGAACUACCUUUGCAUAUCUUGCCGAUGUCUUUAUUCACAAAGACCAUGCUGGUCAAGGACUAGGAUCAAAUGAAGCUAAAACACAACCCUGGAACCCUAAGAAGAUGUUGCUGCUUCGUACAAGCACAGCACAGACUCUCUACGAGCGCUAUGGAGGCUUCAAAGUUAUACUUCCCGAUGAUAAAGAUGGUCCAAUAGUCUUGAGAGUAUCAAAGUAG
Acaulospora colombiana is the source of this 489-nucleotide messenger RNA. Lineage: Eukaryota; Fungi; Glomeromycota; Glomeromycetes; Diversisporales; Acaulosporaceae. The record is from the annotation of a GenBank genome assembly.